AUGUCAAGUGGAAAGGAGUUAACCUUGUCUGAACAGGAACCACAACUGCUCAUCCAUGCUCGGGUUGCCUCUGGGGAGUCUGAACAGUCGCGAUGCAUGGAUGUCAAAAGGACUGGUGCAUGGUUGUUUUUCCUUUUGGAAGUUGAAAGUAAAGUUGCUGAGCUUUUACUCGUCUCCUUUCUCCCUUCCCCGCUUCUUCCAAACACAGACCCUGUACUUGCGCUAUUCCCAUCGUUGGUGGCUCACCAGACCCCAGCUGUCCUCGAAAUGUGUGCUACAACAAUCUGUUUCAUUAUGGAGAGAAAUUGUCGAGUGAGGAGCCUGGCUCAUCUCUUAGGUAGUGUGGAAAUGGCCUACAGAACAGAUGUUAAACUUUACACCUCCGGACACUUAAAUCAUAACAAGAUUUAUAAGCCUUCAGAGAAAAUAAAACAAGGACUAUGGUACUCUGCCAGGAAACAAACUAGUUUCAUGACAGAAGGAAAUCAAUUCCCAGCUGACAAUGAGAGAGCAAGGAAGAUGAAAGAUUUUUCAGGUAACUUCUGUUCCAGCAUCCCUCUGCUUCCAGCCCAGGCUGAAUCUUCCUGCCCUAACAACAGACGUCCACAGUCACCUGUGACUGGUGUUGGUGCCUCAGCAGAUUUUUCUACUCCACUGGAAAUGUUAAAGUUGAAAGCACUUAAAAAGAAAGUAGAGGAGGGACCUGACAGACUUUGUAUGCGUCUCAAAAGAGAUGAGUUAGAUGUGUCAGAGAUUAUGGUGUUGAAAAACAAACCCAGCCGACACUGUGUUGUGGAGCUUGCCAACGAGGAAUACCAGUUCGUACCUUCAUACUUAGCUGGUGUAACUAAAACUGAACAGUUUAACAAAUUCCUACAUUUCCAGGAGUUCAUAGCAAAGCAUGAACUGUUACAGAAUGAUUUCACAGGGAGCAAAGUACCAGAGCAGCAUGAAAGAAAGCUAGCUAAGGAGCUCCAGAAAAUCUGUGGCUGUGAUCCCCUCCAUUUCAAGCAACUACAGGUUGUUGAGGAAGUAUUUGAAAAUAUAUGCAACAGCUCUCUGAUAUUUGGUGAUAUUCUGACAGAAAUUAAGGCGAUGGCUGGUUUCUUCCUCAUUUUUGCUCCUUCUCCCACUGUACACAGUGAGUAUGAGCUGUACAUGAUGUUUCUGGACUCUCUGCCUAUAACACAGUACAAGGCUCUGAAGGCUCAGGUCAAAGGGAUGGAGACAAAGCCUUCAAAGGCUCCAAAAAUACAGGCACUCAGGAAAGAUGUACAAGUUCUCAUGAAGAAAGCCAGUACUGCUCUGGAAAGAAACAAAGAACCGAAGACUGAAUUAGAAAUGGUGCCACAGAUGAGCCAGUGCAGGACAGUGCUGAGUCAAGCAGAAAAGAAAUGUGGCACAAAUUAUGAAACAUGCAGCAGACAUGAGACAAAGAGGAUAGCACAAAAACCGCUUUCUGUUUCUGAACAGCUUGAAUCUAUGAGGUGUAAAGUUCUCGAUAAAGGGGAGGAAAUGAACAUACUAGAGCCUGAGAAGAAAGAAACAAUGGUUCAUGCUGGGACAGUGGAUAUCAUGGAAAACACUCUUAAAGAAAUAGAGGCUGAAACUAGGAAAAUCAACUCAUCAAACACGUUUCUCCAAGGCCAAAUAAAAGAAGUUGAAGGAAAUAUCACAGAAAUUUUAGAUAAAUUGAGAAUCACUCAGGAAAAUCAAAGGAAGGUGUGGAAGCUAAUAGAGGGAGUCUUGUUACCUGAAAAUGAAGAAUGA
Aptenodytes forsteri (emperor penguin) is the source of this 1770-nucleotide messenger RNA. It is a transcript of the gene CUNH6orf118, whose product is annotated as chromosome unknown C6orf118 homolog. The record is from RefSeq and is a predicted model, not a curated record. NCBI's taxonomy places the organism in Eukaryota, Metazoa, Chordata, Aves, Sphenisciformes, Spheniscidae.